This is a messenger RNA of Scleropages formosus (Asian bonytongue), 1098 nucleotides long. It is a transcript of the gene cox11, whose product is annotated as cytochrome c oxidase assembly homolog 11 (yeast). Gene Ontology annotation, cellular component: mitochondrial inner membrane. Gene Ontology annotation, molecular function: copper ion binding. Bases 246 to 1043 code for a protein of 265 amino acids. Lineage: Eukaryota; Metazoa; Chordata; Actinopteri; Osteoglossiformes; Osteoglossidae. The record is from RefSeq and is a predicted model, not a curated record. The transcript is spliced from 5 exons.
GAACAAUAACGACGUAGGACGCUGAUGUGUGGGAUAUCCGUGUCUGUUCGUUGACAUGGGUCUGAAGGGUAUUUAGCUCAAUCAAAGUGAGAUGUUAGUAUUUCACCAUGUUCAGUUUUGUUGGUUUUAUAUUAAAAUUUCUUCGUAGGAACACUUUAAAACUCCUCAUCUUAGUGGACAUUUCAAGUGUUUUAUCUCGGUGAGCACGCUUUGGACACAAAGUACCUGCAGGAGUUUGUUCAUGAAUGCCAGUCAUCACAAUGUUUCCCAUGUUCUUCCGUGACGCAGUGUGCUGGGUAAAGACCGCCAGCAUACAUGUCCGUAGUAAGGGUCUACCGAGCCUGGUUAACUCCAGAGGCCUGCACCGCUGUGUGGACCAGUUGCUCUCCUACAAGCCCUCCCAGUGCUUAAGUGUCCAGGUACGAGGGAUGAAGUACCGCAGGAACCCCUACACGGAGAAGCAGGACGAAGAGUGGAGGAGGAGAAACAAGACUGUCCUGACAUACAUUGCUGCGGCAGGAGUUGGCAUGAUCGGCCUCUCCUACGCAGCCGUGCCCCUGUACAGGUUGUACUGCCAGACCACAGGGCUCGGUGGGACUGCUGUGUCCGGUCACGAUUCAGAUCAAGUGGAGACAAUGACCCCUGUGAAGGACCGUGUAAUCAAGAUCACCUUCAAUGCCGACGUGCAUGCCAGCAUGCAAUGGAACUUCAGACCGCAGCAAUCGGAGAUAUACGUGGUACCUGGAGAAACUGCCCUGGCAUUUUAUAAAGCGAAGAAUCCUACAGAUAAACCUGUCAUUGGAAUCUCAACAUACAAUGUUGUGCCCUUUGAAGCUGGACAAUACUUCAAUAAAAUUCAGUGUUUCUGCUUUGAGGAGCAGAGGCUGAAUCCUCAAGAGGAAGUGGAUAUGCCUGUCUUCUUCUACAUUGAUCCCGAGUUCGACGAGGAUCCCAGGAUGGCCAGGGUGGACACUAUCACUCUCUCCUACACUUUUUUUGAAGCCAAGGAAGGACAAAAACUUCCCCUUCCUGGGUACAGCUGACCACCCAGAAUCUGAGCAGUGGACGUGAACACUGAAAAAAACUGAGAUGUUCAUU